AUGUCUUCCAGCGGGAUCAUUGACAUACUGAACAUGAAAGGCCCCAGAGGUGAAGCCCUGCAGCAUGGCCAGUCCGGGACCCUGCCCCGCUUCUUGGAGGAGCCUGUCGAUGCUUACAUUAUCAAGAGUAACCCUAUCAAGCUCAGGUGUCAGGCCCGGCCCGCGCUCCAAAUCUUCUUCAAGUGCAAUGGAGAAUGGGUCCACCAGAGCCAGCACAUGUCUCAAGAGCACACCGAUGUCGUGACAGGGCUGAAGAUCCGUGAAGUGAUGAUCAACGUGUCGCGUCAGCAGGUGGAGGACUUUCACGGCCCGGAGGAUUACUGGUGUCUGUGCGUCGCCUGGAGCCACCUGGGCACCUCCAAGAGCCGCAAGGCGAGCGUCCGGAUCGCCUACCUGAGAAAGAACUUUGAGCAGGACCCCCAGGGCACCGAGGUGCCUCUGAACGGCAUGAUUGUUCUGCACUGUCGUCCCCCAGAGGGAGUGCCGGUGGCUGAGGUGAGGGCU
Molecule: messenger RNA, 504 nt
Organism: Fundulus heteroclitus (mummichog)
Lineage: Eukaryota; Metazoa; Chordata; Actinopteri; Cyprinodontiformes; Fundulidae
Product: netrin receptor UNC5D-like
Exons: 4
Source: RefSeq, a predicted model, not a curated record